AUGGCUUUUGGCACAGACGACACCUACGGCUCCACGACUCACGGGAAAUAUCGUCCCAAGUCCGAUAUGCGGUACGACGGGGCGGCUGCGCAGGUGUUCUUCACGUGUCUGCUGGGCCUGCUGUGCGUGAGUGUUACCUGGGGGCGCUGGCGGCACCUGAUUCAUCAACGAAAGGUUUCCGCCGAACACGAACGAGCGCUAUGUCCGUGUCGUGCGUGUCGCAGUCGUCGUCACGCUAAAAUCGCUCAGAAACGGCGAAGCGAACGCUUGAAACGGCUAGUUGUGAACGGCGUGCUGCUGGGCCUCUGGCUCCUCUUCCUUUUCGCUGUAGUGUUCCUGUACCGCAGCGUUUCCGCGUCACUCGCUAACGAGACGCCAUUCGACCCGUACGAGGUUUUGGGAGUCUCCAGAAACGCUGAUCGUGAGCAGAUCGUCCGUGCGUACCGCAAACGCUCGCUUGAACUGCACCCAGAUAAAAACCUGCAGAAUCCGAACUAUCAACCCGAAGCGUUUGUGCGGUUGAACAAGGCGUACCGAGUGCUUACAGACCCCGUAGCUCUUGAAAACUACCAAAAGUACGGGAACCCUGACGGAUACCAAGGCACACGUUAUGGGAUCGCGUUGCCGAGUUGGCUCGUGGACCGGGGCACCCCGGUCCUCCUCGGCUAUGCGCUGGUGUUGCUGGCGGGACUGCCACUCGGGGUGGGUAUGUGGUGGCGUCGACGGGCCCAUCUGCUAUCCGAGAGCGUUAGUCAAGAGACAUAUGCGCUGUUUGCAGAGUUUCUGGGCCAGCCAACGGCGAUAAAGUUUCGCAACUUGCCCGAAGUCUACGGUGCAGCACUCGAGUUUGCAACCCGUACACCGUUCGAGGCUGAAUGUGGCGAUCGUGAGGCCAUCAGUCUGCUCUGUCAAGCGCUUGAAACAGGUGGCCGGUUUGAUCACCGCGAACAACGACUGUUUAAUCGCGGACUCCCGCAUUUUACGAUGAACAAUGUGUUACUGCACGCGCACCUCGCUCGUAUAGAGUUGGAUCGUUUUCCCGUUGAUAUGACCCGUAUGAAACAAAAUGUGGAGGUUCUGCUUGCACACGUGGAUAGCAUGAUACCAGCGAUGGUUGACGUGGCUGGUGCGACGCCUCGACCCGAGGUAAUGCGGCGGUAUCAGCGCGUCUUCUCCACAGGUGGCUAUAUCGACCGGGUGCUGCGCAUAAUUCAACUCGAACAGAGUCUUUGUCAGGCGAUGCUUCCGAGCGAAAGCGAGUUGCUCCAGUUGCCGUGGUUUGGGCUCAGCGAAGUCAAAGUUUGCGCAACAAGUCGCAGGUUCGGGGCCGAUGGGAUCCGCACGAUCGCUGAGCUGCGGGAGCGUGUCUGGGAACCCGAUGUGCUUGCGAUGCUGGCGAGCCAGGGGCCAUCAGCCCUGUUCCCCAUAGAGGCACCAGCAACGGCAGCGAAGCGGUGCAUACGUCGUUCGGACCUCCAAGAAACGCGCGGCCGCCACGGAGCAGCAACGGAGGCAUCCACAGCGCCGUGCGGGCUCGAGUCCCGGCUCGAUACCGGCGCUGAGCGACUGUUGCGGUGCAACUGGGACGGCACUCGACUCCGAUCUCUGUUGCGCAUGUUCUCCGAUGCUCAACUCGAUGAUAUCCACCUGUUUUUGAUUCGCUACCCCCGCAAAGUUCAAUUGCAAGUAGUCGAGCCUUACGUCGUGGACCAGGAUCGCGCUGGUGAAGCGGACCUGGUGCGCGAUCCUCGCGUUCAUGCUGGCGAUAUCACGACGCUGGAGGUUCAUAUCCUCAUCGAGCGUUUAGGCUGGCAAGAGAUGCCGAAUCGAACCACUUACUACCCGUGUUGCAGUCGAUUGCCGUUUGACAAGAACGAGCACUGGUGGAUGAUCGUCGGCGAUCGGAAGAUGAAUUCCAUCGUCGCUGUUCGGCGGCUUCAUGCCCGGCAGGCUGUUCAACAGCAGCCGGGGUCUCGGCAAGCGGCUGCAUCUGCCGGGGAAGCAACAGAUGCCCGGGACAUGACGUGUACACCAUCGCCGCCCACAAGCGCUUCGAGUCGCACCUCGACGCAAACUGAUGCCUCUGACACCGCCACAAGUGGCAGCAACAACAUCGGCGAUCGUGAUGGAGCAAGUCCCGUAGCCGCAUCCGGGGCUCGCGAGUACGCCCAGCCCACAGACAAGUGCGACCUGGCUCCGUAUAUCCGACGAGAAGCGCUUUCGUACAGCGUUCAGUUCAUGGCGCCGCCUCAGGUUGGUACCUGCAAGCUGGUCGUGCACGCCCUACCGGAUUGUUAUUUUGGGCUCAAUCGCCAUGUACAGUUGGAUGUGGAUAUACACGAGCACAAGCCGCCUGAACCGGAAAUGCAUUAUUUCGAUCCGAGCGAUCUUAGUGAGGACGACGAUGACAGGCCCACUGGCCAAGCACGAUCGCUUACCGCUGAGCAUACGAGAGCAGUGCCAGCGUCGAAUGGUGAACAGGGCGUCUCCAGUGAGCGCACGUCCACGCAACAGGUUCCAAAUGAUACCGAAUCCGCAGAGGACACUGAUUCGAGUGCUGAUGACGCCUUCGACAUCGACGGCGAAGCGGACUAG
Molecule: messenger RNA, 2595 nt
Organism: Cyanidioschyzon merolae strain 10D
Lineage: Eukaryota; Rhodophyta; Bangiophyceae; Cyanidiales; Cyanidiaceae
Product: similar to endoplasmic reticulum translocon component SEC63
Exons: 1
Coding region: 1-2595 (864 amino acids)
Biological process (GO): post-translational protein targeting to endoplasmic reticulum membrane; SRP-dependent cotranslational protein targeting to membrane
Cellular component (GO): Sec62/Sec63 complex
Molecular function (GO): RNA binding; transmembrane protein transporter activity
Source: RefSeq, a predicted model, not a curated record